This is a messenger RNA of Plasmodium adleri (nom. inval.), 945 nucleotides long. Lineage: Eukaryota; Apicomplexa; Aconoidasida; Haemosporida; Plasmodiidae. The record is from the annotation of a RefSeq genome assembly.
AUGAAAAUAUUCCACCUUAAAAUGUUAUUAUUUUCCUUUAUUUUUAAUACAUUUUUAUUAUCACAAAAUGUAAAUUACCGAAAUAACCAUUAUAAAUUUAUCCCCAUACCAAAUAACAUACAAAGGACAGCGACCAAAUCAAGAGUGUUAGCAGAAAUGGAGAGACCAAACAAUCCUCAUUAUCAUAAUGACCCAGAACUCAAAGAAAUAAUUGACAAAUUGAACGAAGAAGCGAUCAAAAAAUAUCAACAAACUUAUGAUCCAUAUGAACAAUUACAAGAACUGGUAGAAAAAAAAUGAACAAAAACUAUGAGUGGACACGUUGCAGAACCUAUGUCAACCAUAGAACAUGAAUUAUUGAAAACAUACGAAGAAAUGUUUGGGGAACAAAAUCCUAUUAUAUUAAACCCUGGUAUAAACACCAAGCAAAAUGAUAAAUCUUGUGAAUGUCCAAAUAAGAAAAAUUCAUCAGCCAACUCAUUUUUAUCGAACAAAGUACACGAUAAUUAUUUGAAUAAUUUAAAAAACAGGUUCUAUUGGAGGUGCUGCUGUGUGUGGACUUCAACUAUAAUUACAGGAAGGUGUGGUGUUACUGCUGGUGUUACUGCUGGUGUUACUGCUGGUGUUACUGCAGCUAAAACCACAAUGACAAGUUAUUAUACUCCAACUUUAGCUGCUAAAUUGACAGAAGUUCUUGUUGGUAUAAAAGUAUUUUUUGAUAAUUUAGUUACAAGUGCUUUUGUUUCUGUUGGUUCUACAGGUACUGUUGCAAACACUGCAUUGUCAGGUAUUACAAGUGCUGCAAGUGGUGCUUUUUUCCCUUAUGGUGUGGAAAUUGUUGGGCUUAUUGCUGUAACGGUUAUAGUGAUAUUUUUAUAUAUAUUGUUACGCAAAAGAAGAAAAAAUUCUUCGAAACAUGAAUGCAAGAAACAUUUAUGUACAUAA